This is a messenger RNA of Elephantulus edwardii (Cape elephant shrew), 900 nucleotides long. It is a transcript of the gene MRNIP, whose product is annotated as chromosome unknown open reading frame, human C5orf45. Gene Ontology annotation, biological process: mitotic G2 DNA damage checkpoint signaling. The record is from RefSeq and is a predicted model, not a curated record. Gene Ontology annotation, molecular function: chromatin binding. Lineage: Eukaryota; Metazoa; Chordata; Mammalia; Macroscelidea; Macroscelididae. The transcript has 6 exons. Bases 1 to 900 code for a protein of 299 amino acids. Gene Ontology annotation, cellular component: nucleus.
AUGGCGCCACAGCGGGUCCUUCGGUGCUGCAGCUGCCACCUUUUCCAAGUGCACCAGGUAAAAAAGAGUCUUAAAUGGACAUGCAAAGCGUGUGGUGAGAAGCAGUCCUUCCUGCGGGCUUAUGGAGAGGGCUCUGGUGCUGAUUGUAGACGUCAUGUCCAAAAAUUAAAUCUGCUGCAAGGACAGGCUUCAGAGAUGUUAUUCAGGUCUCUGGAGGAAUCUGUAAAUGCCAAUGAAGAGGAACAUGCAGGCCAUCAGCAGACUGAAAAUGUGAGUCUACAGGAAACACUGCAGCCCACAGAAAGCCGCUGGCUUAAGUACCUGGAAAAAGGAUCCAAGGAACUAGAACCAGAAGAAGGAAUGUAUUUCAGCAGACCACCUUCAUCCAAAUCAGAGAAGCCUGACUCUCCCUUCAAGAACAACGGUUACACUGACCUAACAGGGAAAGUCAAACAAGGAAGCUGCCUCCAGAACUCAGAGGACUGGAAUACCAGUGAGUUCACUCCUCCUCAGUGGGAACCACCCAGGCCUGCAGAGCAAGUUAAAGUUGCAUCUUCUAAAUGGGAACAAUUUCUUUUAUCAUCUGAAAAGAGUUCCCAUGUGGACACAGAGACCCCAGGACCACUUCAGACAGGCCUCAGAUCAGCUGAUCCAGCACAGCCUAAGCCCUGGACCCUGAGCCUGGGGGCAGGCCACCCCAGGAGAUCUCCUCCUGUUCUCCAGCCUCCUUGGGCCUCACACACUGCCACUAGGGUGGGGAUCGCCUGCAUUAAGCAGCCAUGGGACCCAAAGACUUAUCACACAGAGGGUGGGCCCACAGUCAAGGUGGAACAGCAACCCCAACCUGUGCUACUAUGUGACCUCUUUAAAACUGGGGAGGACUUUGAUGAUGAUCUGUGA